CGACGCCCAUACCAUACCGUCAGGCAUCAAUUGUUGAAAUACAGACCUGAGCUAGAAUCCAGGACUGAACUACAUAGAUGAACAGAUUUCCUGCCUUGCCCGGGGCCGGUCAGUUUUACGAACGAUGAUCUCUCGUUGCUGACGUGGCGAGGGCCCCAUAGGCAGGCACUGAUGGAGAAAGAAGAAUCUUGUUGCUGACGUGGCAGGUCAGUUUGAUUGAUAUCACGAGGCCCAUAGCCAGGCACUGAUGGAGAAAGAAGAAUGUUGUUGCUGACUUGUCGCUGACGUGGCGCUGACGUGGCGCUGAGGUGUCGUACAGAUCACGGUGUGGGGAGGGGCGACGAUCGAAAGAUGAGCAGGCGGAAUGGGGUGGUGAGUGAGACGGUGGACAUGGGAGGGGGCUGCUGCAGUACAUCCAUUCUACAUCUUGUUGACGGAUGACCGGCGGCUGUUGGAUGGAAGGCCACAAACCUUAUCUUGCUGAUUCUUGGUGCAGACGAGGCCCGCAGAAGGCCCACAGGAGGCCCAGAGAAGGUCCAUUUGGCGGUGGAACUUAUUGUGGACCAUCUGGUGCACUCAGGAAUUAAGUCGGAGGAACAUGGCACUGAGGUGUGCGGCCGACCAGCUGAGGAGGAGAGCGAUUGGAUGGAAGGGUGUGCACUGUGUUGCUGGAGUAAGGAGGUACUGUGCUGUUGGAGAGACACGCACACGCGGCAGCGUGUGCCUUGAGUAUGUUCAAAGAGCUACAGGAGGUGGGGGGGAAUCAUGUGCACAAACAAGAGUAAGGGGGUGCAGGCUUGACAAAGAGGGUGUGUGUGUUCCUAGUCUUCUCGAACGGGCAUCGACAGCGGUUGGCAGAGGAGAAGAGAGAGUAGGAGGGGGAAGAGGAGGAGGAGGAGGAGGUGGAGGAGGAGGAGGCAGCAGCGGGCCUUGUGCAUGGAAUGGAAAGACUGGAAGCUGUGCAAGGAUUUGUCAUAGUUCCAUGUAUCUUACACCAGAAUGUCAGCUGUUGUCAAGAGUUGUGGUUGGAGGAGGAGGAGGGGGAGGAAGAGGAGGAGGAGGAGGAGGAUAUGAUGGGAAUGUUAAGGACUGGCAUGGGAGAAGCAGAAGCUUGGGAGGAGGAAGGCUUGGCAGUAACUUCCGACCCGUAGGGUCAGGAUGUCGGCAGGUCUGGUUGUCAUCGUCGUCAAUGAUCUCCUGGCUGUCGAGAGGUGGAAUAGCUAAUGGUGCUUACAGCUGGCAUGCGCACGUUGCUCCUAUCUUGACCGGUCCGCGGGAAAUACAUAGCGAAGCUGGUGGUGAUGCUAGUGAGACUAGAAACGCUAGUGACGCUAGCGCGAAGUAUGGCCGGGUCCUCAGCUUUGGCGAUGGGUCCCAAGGCGCAUUGGGCCAUGCAGAGGAGGAGCUUCUUAACUCGUUUGAACCAGAGGAGGUUAGAGGGUUACCCUUAAAUAUUGCCAGUGUCGGUGCAGGUCACUACCAUUCCUUCGCCAUCACUGGCCAAGGGGAGUUGUGGGCCUGGGGCCGCAAUGCGGAGGGGCAAUUAGGGAUAGCCAGCGAGGGCGGAACUUCGCCACCGCAGCAAACCACAGCGGUAGAGAAGGGUGGAACAGCAGGUGAUGCUCCAUUGACAGGUCCAGGUCCUGCUGAAGCGGGAGCAGCUGGUGCAGCUGCUGCGACUAGUUCGGGGCAGGAGGAGAAGGCGGAGGGAAAAGUGGAGGGAAAGGCGGAGGAGACAUUGAGUCAGCAGGUCGAGGAGGUGGCAUGGGAUUGGAGUGUGCCCCACCGAGUAAAGGGUUUAGAAGAUGUUAAGGUGGUUGGUGCUGUUGGGUCUGGUGUGGUUUCGAUGGCGAUUGGAUCCGAUGGCUCACUGUGGUCCUGGGGCUCCUCGCGACGGGGCCAGCUUGGCCUCGGUGAAGGUGUUGUACAUGUCGGUACCCCGACUCGUGUCCAGGCUUUGGAAGGGCACCAUGUUACACAGGUCUCCUGUGGCUGGGGUCAUGCACUGGCCUGUACUGCCAAGGGAGAGGUGUUUGCUUGGGGUGUUGCGACGGAUGGGCGGCUCGGGUUUCACAUUCCUGAGAAAGGUGAUGAUCAUGGGAGCACCGAGAAAGUGCCGUCCUCGAUAACCAAGACUGUGGUGGGCGAAAAGGCGGAGAAGAGUGUCGAAGGGGAGGAUGGAAUUAGUGCCCAAGUCGUGACAGAGGCAGAAGUUAUGCGUCAAGUGGAGAAACAGGUGAGGGAGGAGAUGGAGAAGGAGGAGAGGAUGCCACUUGUGUGGAAACCUGAGCGUGUGAAGGCCCUGGAAGGCCGGCAUGUGGUAGCAGUGGCUUGUGGUAUGGAUCAUUCCCUGGCUUUGACAAAGGAGGGGGAGGUACUCUCCUUUGGCGACAACAGCUUGAAACAGCUAGGGCGUCGGCUAACCCCAUCAAAGAGUCGUGGCGAGGGAGUGGGAGAGAUGGGCACAGUGGAGGGGCUUGAGGGGUAUGUGGGACUCGGUAUUGCAGCCGGCCUGGGCCACUCAAUGGCUCUUGCCAAAGAGAUCGAUGCUGGUGGCAGUGGGCGAUCUCAUGAAGGAGGAGGAGGAGGAGGAGGAGGAAGAGAAGGAGAAGAUGGUGGCCAGAGCGGAAAACGGGAAGCAAGUGCUGCUCGUGUCCACUCUCGUCAUGUUUUCGCCUGGGGAUGGAACGGUGGAGCUCAAUUGGGUGUGCCACGGGCUGCAACCAUGGGAACAGAAGGAAAGGAAGGACAAGAAGCAGCGGGUGAUGGAGAGCGUGCGCAGGAGGUGGAGGCUUUGAGGACUGAGGAUGUGACGAUGGUUCGGUGUGGAAGAGUUCACUCGGUGGCAGUGGGUCGCGAUGGGCGGCUUUGGUCAUGGGGAAGUGGGGCCACAGGUCGUCUGGGCAUUGGAAGCACAAACGAGGAGCCAGAACCUGUCUGGGUGGAGAAAGUCAAUGGGCAGGUGUUGGGAGUUGCUUGUGGAUUUGAUCACACUGUUGUUCUUGUCUCUUCUUAAACCUCCUCGUAUGAAGAGAGAUUGUGCAUAGUUUGAUAGGAAGUUGCUUGUGGAUUUGAUCACACUGUUGUUAUUGUCUCUUCUUAAACCUCCUCAUAUGAAGAGAGAUUGUGCAUAGUUUGAUAGGAAGAUGCAUUAGUGCUGCUAGACAGGACAUAGGGCUAGAUGCUCAGAUGGAUUGGAAGAUUAGAUAGGUAUUGACACACACAGGUGCACAGACUCCGUGUUGCUUACUAUAGAGAUGAAACUGUUUAGUUGUUGGAUUGGCUCAUCUCAAGUGUGCUUCAUUGUCUGCAAUAGAGGUGAAAUUGCUUUGAUUUUGGAUCUACUCAUCUGGGUGGAACAGGGGCAGUUGUGGUGCAAAUCUA
This is a messenger RNA of Chara braunii, 3384 nucleotides long. The record is from the annotation of a GenBank genome assembly. Lineage: Eukaryota; Viridiplantae; Streptophyta; Charophyceae; Charales; Characeae.